Molecule: messenger RNA, 4836 nt
Organism: Hylaeus volcanicus
Lineage: Eukaryota; Metazoa; Arthropoda; Insecta; Hymenoptera; Colletidae
Exons: 3
Coding region: 1-2763 (920 amino acids)
Cellular component (GO): membrane
Molecular function (GO): ATP binding; ABC-type transporter activity; ATP hydrolysis activity
Source: RefSeq, a predicted model, not a curated record
AUGGAAGCUGUAAGUAAUUUAGACAAUUACAGGCUUCACACUCCUGUUACAAUCACCAUGAAAAAUGUGACUUACUCUUCUACCACAUCGAAAUUGAUUCCUUUAUCGGUAGCCAAACAUAUUAAAAGAAAUCGUCGCAUUUUGUUGAAUAAAGUUUCGCUUAUUGCGGAAUCCGGACAAUUACUCAUUAUAGUGGGGCCAUCAGGAAGUGGAAAAACUACUCUGCUCAAUCUACUUGGAGGUCUUACGAGUUGUGGCACUCGUGAUGACAAGAAAGGCUGGUAUUGUAACCCGAAUCAUAUAGAAGGAGAAGUUCGAUAUAAUGGACGAAAGUGUAGCAGAAACGAAAUUCGAGCUUUCUUAAGUUAUGUUAUGGCUAAAGAUGCUUUUUAUCCAAAUACAACUGUGCGAGAAAUAUUUGAAGACGCGGCGCGUCUUAAAAUGCCCUUCUUAUCUGAAAAACUUCGAUCCGAACGUAUUGAUUCCGUUUUAUCAUCUUUAUCGUUAAACCAUUUCCAGCAUGUGAACAUUGGUGAUGAAGCUGUUUUUGCUAGGAGUGCUAGUGAAAUGAAAAGAGUUUCUAUUGGUAUUGAGCUUCUCCGUUCCUCACCCGUUUUGAUAUGUGAUGAACCAACAAGUGGUCUAGAUUCAAGACUAAGUGUCCAGGUUAUGGAGUGUUUGCUACAAAAAGCCAUCUCUGGUACCACAGUCAUUGUAACACUUCAUCAACCAUGUACCCAAAUCUUACGUAUGUGUCAUAAAUUUCUAGUUUUACAUGAUGGGCGAGUUGCGUUUUUCGGUACUAAUGAAGAAGCGUACGAAAACAUGAAUCUAUUACAAAUUAUGUAUCCUCCAAACUGGAAUUGUUCUGAUAUCUACAUUUUUAUUUUAUCAUUUUUAAAAGAUCAGGCAGAGCGGGAAGACAAUCUAGAAGUCGGUAGCUCGGAGUUGCGUAUGAUUUUUGAAAAUGAAGUUUCACUAGGAAAUCAAUAUCUAACACAAGAAGAUAUAUUUCAUCAUUGGUUGACUUCAGACAAUUGUUUAGAACUUUAUCGCAAUAUUGAUUCAAUUAAUUAUGCGAAAGUAACCCAAAAUCCUCCAACUAAUUAUUCAUCUUAUUUACCCACAGCUAAUUUAGACCAUAUAAAAGUUCUUAGUUCUAGAGCUUUUCGAAAUAUUAUUCCUAUCAUUUUUGGUAGUAUUUUUUACAACCUUGCAAAUUUACCAAAUGUGGACGAAAAUCCAACCUUGUUAUCGGAACAAUUCCGCGCUCCACAUCCCUGGCUUGAUGAUUUUUUUACAGUGUCGUCAAAAAAACCAUUUGAGUUAGGUCUUUCACCUGCGUUAGCUGUUUAUCAAAAAGGUUUUGAUGGAAAAGGUGACUUUGCAUUUAUGAAUGUAUCAACAUCAAUAGACGAGAUCAAAAAUAAAACUCACCAUUUUUUAGACACUUAUGUUACAUGUUUGUAUAAGAGUUAUAAUUUACCUCAAUUCAACUAUCCCCCAUUGCCACUGAUGAAGGAAAUGCCAGCUUCCGAGUGGGACGUGUGGACACCAGAAAGAAUCUACACAAAUCUAAUGGCUUUCUAUCAAAUAAUAGACUAUCAUCUGGAUUCUAAGUCCUUUAAGCAAUUUAUAGACAUUUCAAGUUUAUUUUCAAAAAAUUGUUCCAUGCAAUCCUGUCAGGCAGAAUGGGCAUACAAUUCGUUAUCAACUAUUUUUCAAUGUUCGCCAUACAAGUCUUUGGCAGAUAUGACUUCCUUAGUGGUAAAUAAAAGUGUUAAAAAAAAAACUCGAGAAAAUAUUACAGAAGAAAAACCUUCCAAAAUUAUUCAAUCAAACAUCCAUCUAAAUUCUAAAUUAAAAAUUAAUUGUACUUUAAAACUUGAAGUAUUUAAAGAAAGGCGCAAAAAGUCAAAGGGAACCGUUCGCGCUGUGUGGAGUUACAUCAACCCUUCUUUAACAGAUAUCAUUGAUGCCGUUUACAUUUGGUCAUGUCGAUUGACUUUUUGCCAAGAACCUAUUUGUAGUUCAUUCAACAAAAUUUUAAAAUCUUUUCAACUCUGGGGUGGUCACUUAUUUUCAUCAGCAUACAGUGUCCUCAAUGUGACUGGCUGUUUAUUUUUAGUAGUAACUCUAGUAGGACUUUUGUCUUAUCAAGCACUACUAAUAUUUAAUCAAGACAAAGUUCAUUUUAAUCGAGAAACAUUAAAUGGAUUAUAUUCACCAUUAUCCUACUACAUUGCACGUAACAUAGCUGAUAUUCCCUUACAACUCAUUCCCCCCAUACUUAUGGCAACUGUUUUUUUUUGGUUCAGCGACUUUCGUUACAACUUUGUCAGCUUUAUAAUGUAUCUGGUGAUUAUAGGAUUAACAUCUUUUACUGGAUUCGGUUUUGGAUACAUUUUUUCAGCUUUAUCACCACGUUUGGAAGUUGCUGUAUUAAUUGGACCACUCACACUAGGUUUUUUCUUAAUGUUAUCAGGCUUCAUUCCAGAUGAUAGACAAGUACCAUCAAGCAUAGCAUGGUUAAAAUACUUUAGCUUUUAUCGUUGGGCUUACUUCAGCACUGUUUUAAAUCAGUUUCCUGCGGACGGAGUUUCUGGUAAUAUCCCAAAUAAUAUCAUUCGUCAAGCGUCUGGAGUUCAUAUUUUAUCACUUUCAACGAGCAUGAUGUACUUAUUUUUCCUAGGCAUUUUUUAUCGUAUUGUUGGAUACUUUCUUGUAACGUAUACGAAUCGCGAUAUAGGUCUUUUAUCUUGAAUAACUUACUUUUUUUAUAUAUUAGUUAACAUAUUAUAAUUUUUUUUUUUAAACUGUAUCAAUGUCGAAAUUUUUCACUAAACAACAUGUGAUUUAUCAGUAGGUUAUCCUCUUUCCAAUCACCGAAUGCAUUCACAUUUCAUUUUUUUUAAUAACUGGCACCUAUACUAUUUUUCGUAGAGUAAAACUGAGCGUGUCUUUUCAUCUUGAAAUUUUUUUUUUCUUUAAAUGAUUCUCAACAAACCAAAAUAACGCAGCAUUUUUGUAUGUAACUUUUGUCUCACUAAAAAAACCGAAAAUAUGUUAAACUUAACGAAUAUACUAACACAAUGAAUAAGAAAAAUCAAAAAUUCAAAUCCAAUUAAUUCCAUCUAUGAUAGGUGCUGUAAACGACUACUUGCUAACGAUGACGUGUUUAUAAAAAACAUGCGACAUGUAGCGAUUAUAAAGAGAUUAUCUAAAGCAUUAUAAUAAGUUAAAAAAUUUAUAUUAUCCAAAAAAAAUACUUUACAGUAUCGAUGUAAACAAUUAUUGUUAUAAUGCGAUAACCGGCAAAAUUAUAAACUGUUGCGUCAAAACAUAAUACACUAAAUAAUGAAAUAUAAAAGAAAAGGGUAGGGCAAAAAAAACUGCACAAUAACAAACAUAAAAAAGCCACUUUUCAUCUUUCCCCCACAAAUAUUGUAACCUGUCUCAUCCAUAAAUAUGUACAGCACUUCUGAUCAAGAUGCACUCUAUUUUUUUUUCUGUAGUCACCGGAAUAGUAUAAAUGUACGGUUUUUCAACAGUUCACGCAUACAGAUGUCCAUAUAAGCAAUUUACGGCAAGUUAGUUUCUAAGGAACGUUUCAAACCUUUCACACAAUUUCACUUAUGUUUUUCUUUCACGAAUUCUGUUGCCAACCUUUUAUAGAUGAUAAACGUCGAUACUAGCAGAUAAGAAACAUACUAAAACUAUUGUUGAAUUGAAUUAUCUUCACACAUCUGCAACUAUUCACUAUAACCAACUAACGUAAUUUUUGCUCAAUCCAAUCACCGUACAUCUACUUAGCUAUCUCAUUUAAAACAGAUAUGACUAAGAAAACCUAAUAUACACUCUUUCUUUUCUGAUAUUGAAAUUUCACUGAAAAACUCGCAUAACAAAUACGUGCUUUUUCUCAAUGAGGUUUGUGUCGUCAAUUGACUUUUCUAGUACGUGUAGAUUCGCCAAUUGUCUCAUUUGUAUAAAUCGUCCUUAAAAAUAUUAAAAAAAUCAUUGUUGUUUAAACAGCUACAUAAGUAUCGGUUUAUGGAUGAUUCUACAUUAGAAAAAUUUUUGUAUGCUUAGGACGCUUAUUGAAAAAUCCUAUUAUAUAACUUAUGCAAGAAAUUAACUUUUCAGUCUCAACGUUUAAAAGCAUAUAUAAUGUCACAUUGUUUGGAGUGUAACUGACUGUAAAAUGAUUCAUAACAACUUAGAAAAAAACAUUUUAAUUUAUGUGCCAGACUUGAUGUAGUUUUGUUUUCUUUUUCAACGUAUACUUUAAAAAUCCAUGAUUGACGCUCAAAAAAGGUACCUUUUCUUCAUGAUAUGUCAUUCGCAUCUACGACCAAAGCACAAGGUGAUACGUUUUCGCAAAACCUUCGAUUUCGUCCUCACUGUUUCUACCAUAAAAUAAGACCACGCAAUACCUAAGUGUGGUAAACUUCAAGUGACGUGGCAUUUAAUUUUAAAAUUCACUCCUAAAACACUAUCCAAGUCUUAAACAAAAAAAUAUUUUGGGAUAUUUAUUUUGUAAGUACGUCGUCACGACCGCUCGUCGGGCCUACACUAACUGUAGCCAAGGGAAAAUCAAUUGCUUUAAAUUUUUUAAUUGUCCAUAUUUUUCAUAUCAUGUUCACCAUUUUUCAUAGACCAUUCCAUUUCUUUAUUUUAGGUUAACAACUUCGUAACGAGUAUAAAAUUGAUUUUUUAUUUUUUUUCAUAUGUGGGCUCUUAUGAAGCUGACCUCACAUUCGCGUCUUUACUUAACGAGGUUGUCUAUAAGAUUGUUUUUUAUCAAUGAAACUUGUUUACGAAUAAAAUUUAUUUUAA